Plasmodium knowlesi strain H is the source of this 4311-nucleotide messenger RNA. Its product is annotated as conserved Plasmodium protein, unknown function. Bases 1 to 4311 code for a protein of 1436 amino acids. The record is from RefSeq and is a predicted model, not a curated record. Lineage: Eukaryota; Apicomplexa; Aconoidasida; Haemosporida; Plasmodiidae. The transcript has a single exon.
AUGAAGCACCGAGCAGAGGCAGAAUUGGGGGGAGGCAAUUCCCUCUCCCCCAGUAGACACCCGCGAAGGGAAAAAAUCACUCCACUGAUGAACCUAAAGAAAGCACUGCUCGAUGCAGACGUGCUGAUAGAUGUGUCCAAAAUUAAAAUUUACGCCAAGGAGAAUUUCGAUCUUGAAUUAAUAAACAACGUAAAUGAUCGGUUCGUAGAAAAGACAUAUAACUUACUGCUAGACACAAGAAAAAAUAUAAUUCCCGAAGACGAACUUAAUGAUUUUAUAUUUCUGCUGAUGAAUGAAAGAAAGGAAAACAGCCAACUGGAAAAGAUGAGCAGAAAAGGCCACGACAAAAGUGAGUCCGCCAAAUGUCCAAUAAAAAAUGAAGUUACGAAUUUGAUAAAAAAAAUGAAUAAAUUUCACUUUUAUUUUAAAGAAUUUCUCAAGAAGGAUAAAUUAUGGAUGGAUGUUGCAGAUCGAUGCGAUGGAAAGGGUACCACGUGGGGUAAUACGAAAGGUACUACCCUGGAUAAUCGAAGAACACACCAACAAUCACCUGUCCAUCAGAACACUGACAAUGCGUGCAGAAAGGAUCGCACUUAUUUGUCUCACAUACAAAGGAAAGGUGAAAAGGGAAUGGUGGAAACCUUGUAUUCACAGAGUAAGGAGAGAAAGGAACACCGGGAAAAAACAGAACGAGCCAUACGUAGCUUGUUGAGUAGCGGACUCAGCGAGAUGGAAGAAAUGACAGAAGUGCCUGAGGAAAUACAUAACAGUUUCGCAGGAUUAGAACAUGCAACAAAAAAGAUGGCUCCAUUUACCCAAUGCGUAAAGGUACAGAAAAUUCCCCCUUCCUCUUCUGAUGGCAAUAAGGUAAUAGAAACGGAAAACGCGCAACCCUACCCUUGUUAUUACGUAGAGAGAGGAGGGUGUGCCUUCCAAAAGGGCUGGACCAAUUUGGCUGGAGGGAGAAGCACACAUAAUCGGGGGAGACACAAAGAGGGCACCAAUCAGUUAGGAGGUGUACCAGACGGCGAGAACAUCGGUGAUGGUAAUAUCAGUGAUGGUAACAUCAGUGAUGGUAAUAUCAGUAAUAGCAGUAGCGGUGAUGACGACCGCCCCAGUGAAGUUUUGCGAAGGAGUCAUUCCGAUGGAGCCAAGUACUACCUGUACAGAAAACACCUCUUUGAAGAUCGUCACAGGCAACUCGCACACGGGUCUUCACUCACGGAAUACGAAAGGUAUAUAAUCCGAAGGAAGAAGAAGAAGAAAAAAAAAAAAAAUAAUAAUAACAAAGAUAAAGGUAACCAAAAUAGGGAGAGUCUAAUUUCUUUACAAGUUCCAAAUGUGCUAACAUGUGAUUGGAAAAAAUACCGAAGGAGCAAUAACAAAGGAAAUACGCAUAGAAGAAAUAAUGUGGACAACUAUUUGGGGGAUGCCUACAACAGUUGUGAACACCCCGUUGAAAGGAACCCAAUUCUGGGUGCAAGUUACGAAGAGGAUUUUUCCCGCAGCUACCUCCACGAGGAGAAUAACCAUUUUGUUCACACCGUGUUGGGGACGAAGGAGGAGAAGAGGCAUUUUUCAAAGAAUUCAGGUUACGCUAAGGGGAAUAUUAAGGGGAAUAUUAAGGGACAUGCUAUGGGAGGCAUCACAUGGCGUGAGGAUGGGGGAUAUUCAACCACCGGAAAAAAGGGCCUUACUCCCCCCUCGGUAACAACGCGAUCCGCUCCGAUCAUUCCGCAGGAGGUUUAUUAUAAAAAAGGGGUUCUCAUAAAGUCGGAUAAUAACUCCUAUCCUGAGGGGGAGAAACGUUCGGAUGAGUUGUGUCCAGAUGAUGGAGAGGGACAACUGUCAGAGGUACAAAAGCGAGGUAGGGAUGAUAUUCAUCUGAAGGUGCCCAAUGGACCCUGGCACUUGGCACGAUCAGAUAAAGGAAAUGGUAUCAUAAGUGCAUCAGGGACGGGAAGUACUCUUCCAAGUGGAAGGGCUACGAAGGAUAUCUGCAAUGGUAGCGGUAUGAGGAAAAAAGGCUCAAGUGGGGGGUUCCACACGGAUGGGGAGAUGACCAAUGUGAAGGACAAUGGUUUAACACCCCCCAGUGGGGUGGUAGAUAAAGAAAAAAAGGGAGACAGAAUAGUAGACCAUAAAAAAAAUGUAUCUAUAGAAAAAAAAGAAAAAACGAAAAACGAAAAAUUACAUCGUCCCGUUUGUGAACAAACCGAUAGCAGUACAAAGGGGCAUGUACCCGGAAAAAAGGACGACAACAUUUCUCAUUUCGAUGAAGAAAUUCCGAUGGAUAAGUCAAAUGAGUGGAAAAGCGAUAUUGAAUCAGAGGGAGAAUUGAACACCUUGGAAGAAUCAAAGAAGGAUAAUAGGAAUUAUAUUUGGAGCGCGAACGAUUUGAAUCACCCCCAUGAUUAUAGCCCUACUGUCAGCGCAAAGGACAUCAACGAAUUGGAAUUCUUCGAGAGGAAAGUAUCGACCCUGUUACAUCCCAAAGGGGAAGUAGCUCCCAACAUUAGGAGUGAAGAGAAUUACGAUGUGAGAAAUAAGAAUGUGAAAAAAUAUGAAGAGGCCAUGUCGAAUAGUACGUCCACUAUGGAUUACCCCAAUGAGAGACACACUCAUGCGCACAGAGAUAUUUGUUCAUCUGUUUCGCAAAAUGGAGAAAGGAGUCUAUUCCCUGAUUAUGCAUCCACCUUGGGGAGAGACAAUGCCGAUAUGUAUGUUUCCUCAGAUGAAAGGAUUGAAGAUGUUGAUCUGGAUGAAAGGUACAGAAGGACGCAUCCAAGGAGGGAACAGAAAUAUAAUUCUUUUGGAAAAGAGACUCUACACAAACAUGGAAGAAACAUUCUUCCAGAGGGUGCUAUGAAAGAGGGGGAAGGAUCAAAUUUUUCGAAGAGUUCCACGUAUGAUCAUGCGCUGAUUAGACACAUGGAACAGAAUGCUGAAUUUUAUGAAAACAUUUCUCGUGAUAUGGAAGGCUUCACGAGGGGGUUACAGAACGAGUCGUUUUAUAACCAUCCUGGGAAGUACUUGCAUGGGGAUGAUUGCAGUCCCCAUUGCACUUCCCCUGGACACAGCGCGAUGAGCUUCAGUCAGAAGGAUUUUUUACUUUUGAAAAAAAAAAGAGAAGAAAAUUCCAGAUUGAGCAAAUGGCUAAACAAAAUAAACGCCAGAGAAAAUGAGAGAAAAAAAAAAAUCCAGGAAAAAAAAAACGAAUCUAUAAAAAAGGAAUUGGUAAAUUGUACCUUCCAUCCCAGGGUCAGUAUCAUUCAUCCGAAUAAAGUGAAAAGUUUCAUAAAAGAGGAAGGCAGAAAGGGAGGUAACAUGAAGAUAAACACGAAGGGGUACAUCAAAUUAGGUCCUCACAAUGGUAAAGACGAGUAUCAGGAAGACACCCAUGUUCUUGCGCGUGGGGUCGAUAGACGCGCAGGUAGGGCAAAAGGAAUCACACGCAUUAACACCGGGUGGACAGAUACUGCCUAUGAUAACGGUGGCAUAUUACCCAUGGAUAGGUAUGAAGAAGCAGUCAUGCGUGAAAAUGUGGUAGGCCGAAUGAACCGAAACAUCGGUGUGAGGGAUCCCCAUGGUAGAGUGCCUGCAGGGGGGGCGGCGAGGAGAGGAUACCAUACCAGGGGAAGGUAUACUGAUGGGGAAAUACCUGGUGAAGAAGACAUGCACAGCGAGAAUCGAAAUUGUGACGAUAGAAGUAGCGGAGAGGAGCCCUACCGGGAAAGUAAAGUAAAACAGAUAGAUAGGAAUGAGCUUCUGUACUGGAAAGCCAUGAAGCAGAAAGAGCACCUCCAAAGGAAGAAGGAUGCUUUUGAGGAAUCAAAAGAAAAUAAAUUUAAAAGUGAAUGUAAGUUUAGUCCAGAAAUAAAAGACAACGUGAAGAUAUACAUGUCUGAUCUGCCAAAAGGGUACAACAAAACUGUGGAAAGAAUCAAACGGGGCGUCGAGGAAAAGAGGAGAGUCCAUAAUUUCUUGGAAUACAGGAUCCCCGUGAACACAAAUGAAGAUAAGAAUGCACAAAAUUCCCUUCGUAGUAAAUGGCAAGGGGGUAGGACUACCACUCUUUCCCCGUUCAGCUUUGACAAGGGAUUCUACAAGGUGAAAAUAAAGCCCGUUUAUUUUGAAACGAAAAUAAGGUUGUCCGAAAAUAAAAUUGCAUCUCUCGCAAUUCGGGAAGACGAGGACCCCUUGUACAUCAUUGACAUAUUUUGUAAAAUCCAUGCAAUUAAGGAUGAAGACAAGAGGGUGCUUUAUGAAUAUGUGAUGGAUGAAUUGGGGAAGGCUUCCCAGGGUAGCUAG